UGAUCGCGUUUUCUAGGUCGCUUUAGUUCUAAGUCUCGGAUCAUUAUGAAAUGUUGCUACUUCUUUCUGUGGGAUUAGUGCUGGGCUUCUGUAGUGCGCAUCUGCUGAAAAUUGCAGCUGACGAUGAAUGUCGAGUGCAGUUCGGAGAAGAGGGCGAAGGAUUCGGGUCGCUUAAGCGUACUUUCAAUGGAACACAGUAUUGUGAGUUUUUGGGCAUCCGUUAUGCGGAGCCGCCAGUUGGGAAGCUGAGAUUUGAGAAUCCGGUGCCGAGGUACCCGUCGGGAGUUCAAAAUUAUUCGAAAUUAGGUCCUAUCUGCCCACAGUUGGAUGACUUGAACUAUGCAACGGCUGUUUUGGGCGAUGAGGAUUGUUUGUUUUUGGACAUUUAUCGUCCAAUGGGGAGUUUGACGUCCAAUCUGCCGGUGCUGGUAUUCAUUCAUGGAGGAAGUUUUGCUGUUGGUUCUACCACAAGUGAUUUCUACGGAGUGGAUCUCAUAAUGGAUCAGGAAGUAAUCGUAGUAAGCGCUCAGUACCGUUUGGAUCCCUUGGGAUUUCUACUCUCGAACAGCUUCAACAUCAGUGGAAAUUUUGGACUUAAAGAUCAGCGAACUGCAUUGCAGUGGGUUCAACAACACAUUAGAUGCUUUGGUGGAGAUCCGUCGAGAGUAACGCUGAUGGGCCACAGUGCUGGAGCAGCCUCGGUGACCUAUCACCUGUAUUCGAGUAGCUCAAGUGGUCUUUUCCAGCAAGCAUUCGUUCUUGGAGGAUCUAUGCUGGCUCCUUGGGCAUUCCUGUACGAUGCAGAUAGCUAUUCCAGUCGUUACUUUCAAGACUUGAAUCUUACGACUAUUGAACAACUCAAAAGCGUUGAUUUCAAAACAUUCUGGGACAAAGAUAUUGUGUACAAAUUUGCUACUGUGAGCUACGGGUUUUGUGUACCCAGUGCAGAACUUGAAUCUCCAGAUGCAUUCAUAACUCAAUCACCUCAGGAACUCAUUCGCAAGAAACCUGUAAACACUGUUCCAUUAUUGUUCGGUCAAUCGUCUGAAGAGUUUGAGUUGUUCUUAAGCUACGUGCACAGCUACUGGAUGGGCGAAAACUUCCCAAACAUCCAAAAUGAAACACUCAAGCAAUACAUCGGAUCACUAGUAGACAGAGCUGCUGAAAUGGCGGAGAGAAGUGGCAUCGAAAUCAACAGAGAUAUAUUCUACCUGGAGUUGGCAAAUACGGCAAACUGGUUCUUCCCCAACAAAUUUUUGAUCACUGAAUAUUCCAAAUGGCUUCCGGAAUCGACUUACUAUUUCCGGUUCCAGUUCGAUGGAAAAUUUGGGCGCUUCAAGCAAGAAUUUCACGACAAACUCUCCGGUGUCAAACAUUACGGCGCAAUCCACGGCGAUGAACUAGGCUACAUUUUUACCCCUUAUAACAUCGCUGAUGCUUUGACCAAUCGAAGUGCCUUCCAUGAUGAGUUGAGAGUACACGAGAAAACUGUUGAGUUGGUUACUAAUUUCGUAAAAUUUGGUAAUCCCAAUCAACCGAAUACGGUUCCAACUUGGCCGGCCUACAAUGGAGCUGAUUCCAAUCCACAGUAUUUGAAUAUCGACCGGGAGUUUGAGGUGCAGUCAGAUCGGCAAAACUUGUAUCACGCCUUUUGGCAGAUCAUCUAUAGAUGUUUGUAUUACUACAAUUGUGAAGGUAUCGUCAACUUGCUUCAGGUUGUUGGCAGAAUGAGUAAAUAAGGAAAAAAUAUCUACUUACUGUUCGAAUCAAU
Messenger RNA from Uranotaenia lowii, 1771 nucleotides. Its product is annotated as carboxylic ester hydrolase-like. Bases 51 to 1739 code for a protein of 562 amino acids. The record is from RefSeq and is a predicted model, not a curated record. Lineage: Eukaryota; Metazoa; Arthropoda; Insecta; Diptera; Culicidae. The transcript is spliced from 4 exons.